Plasmodium vinckei vinckei is the source of this 5550-nucleotide messenger RNA. Its product is annotated as transcription factor with AP2 domain(s), putative. Gene Ontology annotation, biological process: regulation of DNA-templated transcription. The transcript has a single exon. The coding region runs from base 1 to 5550 and encodes 1849 amino acids. Lineage: Eukaryota; Apicomplexa; Aconoidasida; Haemosporida; Plasmodiidae. Gene Ontology annotation, molecular function: DNA-binding transcription factor activity. The record is from RefSeq and is a predicted model, not a curated record.
AUGAAGCCUGAAGAUGAAAACUUUGAUAAUAUCGGCGAAGACGCCUAUAUACAGACAAUUAAUCAAAUCAACAUAAAACCAAAUAAAUGCAUUAUAAACAGUUCAAAUGAUGGGGGUAUAAAAAUAGGGGUUAACCAAAAGGAUUAUGAUUUAUAUAUUAGUCAAUUAAAAAACCAAAAUCCAAAAGAACUAUUUCAAAUGCCUAUGGAUAUAUAUGCCCAUGACUUAGUUAGUGGUGAAGGUGAAAGUGACGAUAUUCCUACUACUAAUAGUAGUAGUAGCAAAAACGAUAGUAACAAUAAUAAGAAUAAUAAUGAUGAUCGAGACAAGGGGGACGAAGUUAAUGAAAUAAAUCCACGAUUAAGGAAAAUAAAAAAAAAUGUUGAUAAUAAAAUAAUUGAUUUAGAUUGUUAUAAUAAUGCUUGUGGAAGUGAUGUAGAAUAUAAUGACCUAUGUAAUAAAACAACAAAUAAUACAAAAAAUAAUAUAAAAAAUAAUAUAAAAUCAAAUGUCGAUUUUUUAAUAAAAUGUAACGAUAGUAAUGACACAACAAUUUCUGCUUCUACAUCGUGUACAAAUACAAAACUUUUACGACAAUCUAGCGAUAUAAACAAUUUAAAUGCGGAAAAUUAUAUUUUUAGUAAUAUAGAUGAUAAUAAAAUUGGUAGUAAUACUAGUAAAAUAAAAGAAAAUUGUAAUAGAAAUUAUAUAUAUGAUAAAGAAGAAAGUAUAAUUUCCGACAGUGUUAAUAAUAGCAAUAUAGAUAAUACAUCUAAGGGGAGUAACACUGUACUUUUUUCUAACCAUUCUAAAUUAAAUUACAAUUAUGAACACCCAGAAAAUACAAAGUGCAUAAUAUAUGACAAUAAUAUAGAUAACCAUACAAAUUGUAAAAUUAAUAAAGAAUACAAUAAUAUUAGUACAAACAAUUUUUCAAAUAAUUUAAAAAAAUCUAAAAAUAAUAUUAAUAAAACAAUAAAUAAUGGUAUUAUUAAUUACGACCUAAAUGAGAAAAAUAAAAAUCCAAAAUUUGUGCAUGAAAAUACAAAUAAUUUAAAUAAAUUUGAAAUUAAUGAAAAUACAUAUGAUUUAUUAAAUAAUACAGAUUUGGCAAAUAAAUUAAAUAAAUUUUGUAAUAAAAUCCAGAAAAAAAAAGUAACAAAGGAUUAUAAUUUUAUAGAUAAUCCAACUGACAACAUCAUAAAUAUAGAAGAUGAUGUAAAUAAAGAAGAACCAGAAGUAGUAUCAAAAAGCAGAAUACAAUCAAUGCUUAUGCAUCUAAAAAAUAUUAAUAAUUUAUCUUUAAAUAAUUUAACACAUCUUAAAGAUUGCAAUUUCGAAUCAACGGAUACAAAUUGCUUAAAUAGCAAUAAUGACCUUUCUGAUCAUGAUGAAAAAAAAAAGAAAAAAAGAAAAAGAAUUAACGAUAAUUUAGCAUUAAAUAAUAUUAAAAAACAAAUUAAUUCUAUAAAUCCUUAUAAAAAUUAUAUUUACAAUAAUGAAACUGUUGACGAUUCAAAUCCCCAACAAAUGAUAGCCCAAACAUUUUUUAAUCAAAAUGAACUGGGAAAAAUUAAUUCUGAACAUGUAAUUAAUGGCCCAAUUGACUUAUUAAGUAAUGAACAAACUAAUAAAAAAAAUGGUGUAAAAAAGGAGAGUGACAUUUCAGAAAAUUAUAAUAAAAAUGUAAUAACCAACAAUGUGAUUCCCUCAACUGCUCGAUCUCCUAUAUAUCAAACAAAUGUAAAAACUGAAAAAACUAGCCAUGAUAGUGAUAUAUAUGAAAAAGAAUCUGAGCAUGACAAUAAUUCUGUUGAUGACUGUAAAGGAGUUAUUGAUGGAGUUAAAAAAGAGAUUAGUGCAUCAGAUGAUGUCAGAACAAAUAAUGUAAUUGCCGACGAACCUCCACCCAACAUACCUAAUGAAGCAUAUUCAAAAAGGCCACAACGAAAUGCAGCAAAAAAAUGCAUAAAUUUGUGGUCUGAAGAGUUAAAAAAAAAAUCUGAUAAAGCGUAUGGAUUACAUGAUAAAGGUAAAAAUGGAGUUGAUUCAAAAAGGGAAGAAAAAUUGUUGAAAAAAAAAGAAAAAGAGCGAGAAAAAGAACGGGAAAAAGAACGGGAAAAAAAAGAAGGGAUAAAUGCUAACAAAACAGAUUGGGAAAAUGAUGAGGAAGGGAUAGAUGAAGAAAAUGAUAAACAAAAAAAAAAAAAUAAAAAAAAUAAAAAAUAUAAUAAAAAUGAAAAUAUAACAGAAAUAGAACAAGGUAAUGAGGACAUACCUAUAUUAUUUAAUCGAAAUAUGGAUGAAAGAGAAAUGUUUAAAUAUUUAGAUAUUUUAAGACACUUACCUAGUAAAAAAGGAGGAGCACAAUAUAAAUUACAUAAAGCUAUAUUAACUGAAGAAAUGGUUAAGAGGGCUAAAAAAUUUCCAUUAGUUCAAGGGGUUUAUUUUGAUAGAUAUCAACAAAGAUGGAGUGUAAAUUGGAAUGAAGAUGGCAAAAGAGUUGCAAAAUAUUUCCCAAUUAAAUUAUUUGGAUUUGAUUAUGCUCGUAGAUUAGCUAUUUAUUGUAAAAAUUAUCAGAAAAUACCUGAAGAAGCUUUAAUUUAUGAACAAGCUUAUCGAGCUAAACAACAAAAUAAUAAAUCCAAGUUAGAAAAUCGAGAUAAUUUAAAAACGGUAGAAAUUGAAAAUAAUGGUGAAAAUAGUAAAGGAGAUACUAUUAAAAAGAAUAAUAAAAGAAAUUUAAAAAAAAGAAAUAUUUUAAUUAAACAAAAUUCAGAAGAUGAAACAUUAAAUAGUUCUAAUGUUACAAAAAAAAGAAAUCUUACAAAUAAAAAUGAUAAAAAUAAUGAUACACAUUUUAUACAAAGUAAUGAAAAAAUAUGGAAAAAUUUAGAAAAUCUUCAAGACAUAUCUAAAAAACUUAUUAUUAAUGAACAUGGAUAUAGUAGUGAUAAUAACAGUGAAGUUAGAAAGUAUAAUCCAUCUUUUGAUAAUAAUAAUAAUUUACUUUCUGAUUCUAUAAGUGGAUCUAUUCGAAGUAACUCACAUUCUGAAGAAUUAUUUUCUGGAAAUAUUUUAAACAAUUUACAAAGACAUGAUAAUAUUGAUGUUUUUAAAAUAAACAAAAUGUAUAGUGCAAAUGCGAAUACCAUUAAGAAGAAUGAUAUACAAAAUUCUAUAAAUGGUGAGGCACGGUUAUUAAAUCUGUUAAAAAAUAAACACUUAAAUAAUGAGUCAAAUACUGAUCUAGAUAAUAAUAAAAAUUUGAACUUGUUUGAAUGGAAUAAUGAUGCAAUAUAUCAAGAUAAUGUAUUGGAUGAACUAGAUAAAAUAGAAAUAGAAAAAAUUCAAAAAAAAAAAAAAAAAAAUAUUUCACAUAAAGUUCAAAAUGAAUUAUACCAUUUAGAAAAUAUAAACUUAUUAGAUGGGAUAGGUAAAGAAAAUAUUAAUAGCAUUAAAAAGGAAAAUCAAUUAGGAUCUAAAAAUAAUUUGAUUACUAAAUUAAAUACUAUUAAUCAUGAUAUAGAAGAUGAAAGAAGUGAAGAAAAAACAAAUAAAAUAAAAAAAAAUUAUAAAAAAAAUAUAACAUGUACAUCUACAGGAACAUCAUCAUUAAAAUCGUCUGCUUCUUGUAUAUCUUCUGCUUCAUCCUGUUACAAAAAUUUAGAACAAUUAACAUCAAAUCAUGUUUAUCCUGACUUUAAAGAAAAUAAUAUCACACAUAAUAAUGAUAAUAAUUUAGCUGAUGAAAAAGAAUCACAAGUUUUGAACAAAUGUAUAAGAAAAUAUGAAAGCCCAAAUAUGUUAGGAAACUCUAAAACUGCUGGUAUUCGAAAGGAAAGUUCUUCAUUCUCUACUGGGGCUAAUGAAAAUAAAUUUUUAAAACAAAUUGUAAAUCAAAAUAAAGAACAAACUUCGAUAGAUAGUAAUGACAAAAAUAUAUUUCAAAGAAUAGCCAACCAAGGUUAUGAUAAAAAUCUAGAGAAUAUUGAAACUUAUCGUAAUAAAAUUGAUGACAUUAAAAAUAUAAAUAAAUAUAAAGAUAUAAUUAAUAAUUUAGGAGGAUUUCAAAAUAUUGAUAAAGGAUUAAAUACAAAUGAUAGUAAUAAUGUUUAUAAUCCAACUGAAAGUAUAAAUAAAGAAAAUGAAGAUAAUCCUGAUGACAUAAAUUCAAGGAUCGUUGGUGUACAUUAUGAUAGGAAGCAAUAUCGAUGGAAAGCAACUUGGUAUACAUCAAAUGGAAGAAGAUGUGCAAAAUAUUAUCCUAUAAAACAAUAUGGAUAUUUAGAAGCAAAAAAAAUGGCUAUAGAAUGUAGAAAAGCAUAUAAUUUAUAUAAAAAAUUAAAAAAAAAUCCUGAAAAUAAUACAGAUACUAAUGAUAUUGAAGAUAUCGAUUUUGAAACUACAAUAUUUCCUAAAGAAUAUUAUAUAAGCUUGUUUGAAAAUGAUGAAAAAAAAUAUGGUUAUUAUCUAGAUAAUAAAAAAGGAAAAAAAAUCAAAGCCAAAAAAGAAAGUGUUACUACCCCAGUUUCUAGUAAUUCCCUUCGAAACAACAGUGCCAAUCAUAAUAAUAUUGGACUUUCCAUUCCCAAUUCAAACAAUGAUUAUUAUUAUUUUGGUGAUAGCAAUACGAAUACUAACAUUAACGAUAUUAACUCUACUAAUAUUGUAAAUAGCAACUAUUGUAAUAAUGUUUUAACUUUCCUUGAUAAUGCAAAACAAAAGAAACACUGUAAUGAUGCGCUUAAAAAAAUAGGGAAUGUGAAAUUGGGAGAAUAUACUAAUUUAUCUGAAGAUGUUGAUAAUGUUACUAGUUUUCAUAAGUCUAACACAGUAUUAACCGAUUUUAAUGAAUAUAAUAUAAACAAAAAGAAAAUUGAAAAUAAUAUAGACAAGAUUAAAUAUUUUCCAAUUGAUUCUAAAACGAAUAGAAAUAAUUUAUUUAAAAAUAUUGCAGAAAUAAGUAAUUACAAUAAAUUGAAAAAAUUAAAUAAUAAAAAUUUAGGAUAUACAUAUGAUAAAGGAUCAGAUAGUAUAUGUCAUAGUACAUUUAAAAAUGGGAUUGAUGAAGAAGAAAAGGAAGAAAACAAAGAAGAAGAUAUAAAUGAUAAUAAUUUGAAUAAUUCUACAAAAUAUCCAUCACCUUCUUUAUUAUCUUUAUAUUAUUUAUCAGAAAAUAUUUUAAAAUUUCAAAAAGGAACAAUUAAAUAUAUUUUACAAGACUUACGAGAUAAUUGCUUAUCAAAUUUAGCAUACGAUUUACAAAAUAUAACAUUUCAAGAAUAUUAUAUGGCUAUUCAUUAUUUAAAUAGAUAUGUAAAUGAUUCAACAUGUUAUGAUGAUAUAUUUUUUCUUUUAAAAGUAUUAGCACAAAAUUUAGAGAUUAAAAAAAUACCAAGUUUAUAUAAUGAAGAAAAACAAAAAGAACUAUUAAACUCAUUAACAGUGAUAACAAAAAAAUUGAAAAAUAAUUAUUCUUACUAUGCACGUAAUACCUUUAAAAAUACAAAUGAGCUUGACAAAUUCUCAUCUUUAAUAUUUCAAUAA